AUGUCUGACGGCAAGAAUGAAGCCCGAGCGAUGCGUAUACUGGAGAUCAUGAACGACUUCAGAACACUGCAGCAUCAUAUCUCUUCGUUUAUUACGCGACCAGAGUCACGACCUCCCAAUCAGGAGUCGCACUAUCUGGAUGGCUAUGUGGUACUUCGACAGUGUGCUGCAGAAUCGCAAGCAAUCCUUGCUUCACAUUAUAAUCCCGGCAACCUUGGUCUAUCAUCGGGCAACCUCUCUGAGACCGAAGUUGAGAAGGCUACUUUGCAGAGAAUCAUUCUUGACUCCUCCACAAGGCGCUUUCAAGCCCACAAAAUCUAUCUCCGGGCGGCGGCGGCGAUGCGCUGGAUACAGGGCCGCAAUCAGAUCCUGAGAGGCGCAAGACCAAGCGGACAGCACGAAAAUGCUCUACGAAGAGUUGACAGUCAACUUCGACAGGAACUGUCUGCCAUCACAGAUGAGCACGUCAAACGCGAUCUCACAAAUGCAGACCGUCGCAAGCAUUACUGGAUCGAAGAAGACCCUUCGCUCGAGAGGAUGCUGCAAUGGAUUCGCAUGCAGCGCUGA
Molecule: messenger RNA, 567 nt
Organism: Cyphellophora attinorum
Lineage: Eukaryota; Fungi; Ascomycota; Eurotiomycetes; Chaetothyriales; Cyphellophoraceae
Exons: 4
Coding region: 1-567 (188 amino acids)
Source: RefSeq, a predicted model, not a curated record